This is a messenger RNA of Scophthalmus maximus (turbot), 1015 nucleotides long. It is a transcript of the gene pold4, whose product is annotated as DNA polymerase delta 4, accessory subunit. The record is from RefSeq and is a predicted model, not a curated record. Bases 172 to 507 code for a protein of 111 amino acids. The transcript has 5 exons. Gene Ontology annotation, cellular component: delta DNA polymerase complex. NCBI's taxonomy places the organism in Eukaryota, Metazoa, Chordata, Actinopteri, Pleuronectiformes, Scophthalmidae. Gene Ontology annotation, biological process: DNA-templated DNA replication; DNA synthesis involved in DNA repair. Gene Ontology annotation, molecular function: DNA-directed DNA polymerase activity.
UUCGACAAGCCACUGGGGAAUUGAAAGUCCACACAGCGGAGCGCUCCCUUUAACCGUCGAACCGGAGGCCAACUUCGGCGUGGCGAAGCGGCGUCGUCUUUGUUUUGGUCGGCCGACUGAAAGAAGACACUCGACAGAGCUUUUACAGUUCGAACAAACAGAUUAGUCAGCAUGACAACCAAGCACGGACUGAUAACCGAUUCAUUCAAGGUGGUAAAGAAAGCAAGGAGGGAGGGGAAACGACAGAAGAGACCCACUCCUCCCCCACCACAGAAAGAUGUACCAGAGGGCGACAGUGACCCGGUCAGAGAGGAGGAGCUGCAGAAGCUCCUAAAGUUUGAUCUGGACUGGAGAUUUGGGCCCUGCACAGGUAUCAGCAGGCUGCAGAGAUGGGAGAGAGCGAAGCUCCAUGGUCUGAACCCACCUGAGGAGAUCAGAGACCUGCUGCUGCAGACGCUCACCGACCCCGAGUAUAAGCACAGCCUAUGGAGGGAAUAUCCUUUGUGAGGAAGUCACUGAGAGACAGAGAAAAGAACACAGACCAGCAUGGAGCAGUGGAAUGACAGAACAUGUUGUUGUUGUUGUUUUUUUUACACUAUGUUGUCUUCUAUACACUAAUUUUUAUGAACAUUUUUUUACUAAAACUCUACCUGAACACUUUCCUGUUCUGUCACUGAUUACAACUCAAAUCGUGAAAGAAACAGUGACAAAGUCACACAUUGAAACACUCUCCACUCUCUGGGGCUACCACGUGGUCUGCACACUGUCAUACAUCUGCCUCAAUCAUUUUAAUAACUGACCCAGCCCACACACUUUCUCUCUCCACGCUCUGCUCCUCCACGUGCACGAGGGAGAGAAUGAGUGAGUGGGCGUGUUCGCAGUGCUGCUGAAACAAGGACACAUUGGAAAGGGUUCAGCACUCAUCUCAAUCCUGAAAGGUCUGGGUUAGCCUAUGUUAGUGGUUAAAGUUAUGGUUGUGAAGAAAAAUAACAAUAAAACAUAUACAUGUACAGGA